AUGUCGCUACAGCCUGAACCAGAGACGCAUCCGGUGUCGCGCGCCAAAGCACCGUGGGCGAUGAAAGCUGAGAGCUAUCUGCUAUUCCUCAAACUCAAGGAAUUGCCCCAGGGCGUAUAUGAUGAACUUGAGGAAGUAUGGGCAGGCGAUGAGUUUGGCAAAUUCAAGGGAGGACUCGGUGCGGUAGUGAUUGUUCGGUAUAGUGAUACUCCAGCUGGCCCCUACGACGAACUCAUCCUUGUCCCCGGUAACUUCACCAUCCCCCCACCUUCUUCCGGCCCUCCCAAAAUCGCCAAAAGGUCCCUGCGCAUCGCACGUAUAUACGUCUCCCAGCGCACCACCACCUACAACGGCCGCCUCAACUGGAACAUCCCCAAACACCUCGCGCGCUUCUCCUUCUCCGCGCCGCCCGCAACCAACACCUCUUUACCCCAGACUCUAGACGUCCGCGUGUUCCCACCCAAUUCAACCGAUGGUGAUGGCACGAAGCCAUUUUUCUCGUGCACGCUCACACCCUGGCGCUGGGUGCCCGCGAUUCCGGUAAACAUGGCGUAUGUCCCGAUGAGUAUGGUGCUCACGCAGCCGCCGUGUCCGCAGGCGGCGGGGCAGCGGGCUGCUGUUGAGUCGGAGAUGCUGCUGGAGAGUCCGAUUAACCCUAAUGACAUUAGCGAGAAGAAUGAGGAAGCGGUGCUGGUGGGGACGGAGCGGUGGUGUGCGACGGAGUUGGGGGCGAGGAGCUGGGCGAGGGGAUGUUGGGUUGAGACGCAUGCGGGUGAGGAGGUCGAGGAGGGGAAGUGGUGGCCUAAGGGAGUGAGGACUUGGGGUGUUGGGGGCUGGUUGGAAGAUGGGGUUUUUGAGUUCCCGGAGGCGGUGGAGUGGAAGUUGUAG
This is a messenger RNA of Parastagonospora nodorum SN15, 888 nucleotides long. RefSeq lists its product as hypothetical. The transcript is spliced from 2 exons. Bases 1 to 888 code for a protein of 295 amino acids. NCBI's taxonomy places the organism in Eukaryota, Fungi, Ascomycota, Dothideomycetes, Pleosporales, Phaeosphaeriaceae. The record is from RefSeq and is a predicted model, not a curated record.